ACACGCGCGCGUGAACUCUCUCUCUCUCUCUCUCUCUCUCUCUGUCUUUGUUUUGGUUUGGUUUUGGAAGGACUUUGACCUUCCCCUUGUGCUUGUUGGACUUGGUCGGGGUAAGAAAAAGAGAAGAAGACCCUCGCUGCUCUCCGAUGGCGAUCAGAGGAAUCUUUACGAUUUCAACGGUGGUGUUGUUUCUGCUGACGGUGAAUCACGGCGAAGCUAUAUGGCUGACGAUUCCGGCGACGGGAGGGACCAAGUGCGUCUCCGAGGAGAUACAGAGCAACGUCGUCGUGAUGGCUGAUUACUACGUCGUCGAUGAGCAGAACCCUGGAAACACACCUGCUGUUUCCGCUAAGGUAACAUCUCCUUAUGGGAACGAUCUUCAUCACCAAGACAAUGUAACGCAUGGUCAGUUUGCGUUCACAACUCAAGAGACAGGGAACUACUUGGCUUGUUUCUCGGUUGAUUCCAGUCAUCCGCUACCUAAUCCGUUGACCCUUGGGAUUGAUUGGAAGACUGGUAUCGCUGCCAAAGAUUGGGACUCUGUUGCUAAAAAGGAAAAGAUCGAGGGUGUUGAGCUUCAGUUAACGAGACUUGAGGGGUUAGUGCAAGCGAUUCGUGAGAACAUCGAUUAUAUAAAGAACAGGGAAGGGGAGAUGCGAGAAGUGAGUGAAGCAACCAACGCAAGAGUGGCUUGGUUCAGUAUAAUGUCACUUGGGGUUUGUCUUUCAGCAGCGGGUGCGCAGAUAUGGUACCUGAAGCGAUAUUUCCACAAGAAGAAACUCAUCUAAAGACUUUUGGCUUGGAAGGCUACUUUGCUAUAUUUUGUAACAUCACAGAUUCUCCCACCUUUGUAGAGUCAACUUGUUAGUUGUUACAAUCAAAGAACGCAUUUUCAUUUAUAUCUUCUGUGGAACAGGAUAUUGUGUUUUGAUUUAUCUCUGCUGGAGUAGAAUCUCUCUGACUUUCUCUA
Messenger RNA from Brassica rapa (field mustard), 970 nucleotides. RefSeq names its product transmembrane emp24 domain-containing protein p24delta5. NCBI's taxonomy places the organism in Eukaryota, Viridiplantae, Streptophyta, Magnoliopsida, Brassicales, Brassicaceae. The record is from RefSeq and is a predicted model, not a curated record.